Messenger RNA from Echinostoma caproni, 1239 nucleotides. Lineage: Eukaryota; Metazoa; Platyhelminthes; Trematoda; Plagiorchiida; Echinostomatidae. The record is from the annotation of a GenBank genome assembly.
AUGACGCACAACGGCAACAUGGAAAAGGAUAAUCGAAUAACAUUGAACAUCAUACACUUUAACGAUGUGUACAAUGUGGAGGGUCAAAAAUCGGAACCGUUUGCCGGUGCCGCACGGUUUCUCACCGCGUUGAAGCACUACGGUGCAGGGGAUAGAAGCUUGGUUCUAUUUUCAGGCGAUGCGCUUAGUCCAUCUAUGAUCAGUACUGUCACUCAGGGACGGCAUAUGCCUCGUAUUUUGAACCAAAUGAGUAUAAACUGCGCAGUUUUAGGGAAUCAUGAUUUGGAUUUUGGUUUGGACAUACUGUGUGAGUGUAUAGAACAAUGUAAUUUUACAUGGUUGAAUAGCAAUAUUUACGAUCGAAAUACACACGAGCUGCUUGCUAACACCCCGUCCUAUAAAAUUGUCGAACAUGCUGGUUUGCGGAUUGGAUUGAUUGGUCUGUUAGAAAAGGAAUGGGUCGCCACCCUGUCUUGUGUUGAUCCCGACGAUCUGUACGUGGCUGAUAUUUGUGAAGUUGGGCGAAAUAUGGCAAAAAAACUGAAGCAACCCUCGGCAGACGGCGAGAAAGCAUGUGAUUUGGUCAUUGCAUUGACUCAUAUGCGUUGGCCAAACGAUCGUCUCGUGGCACAAACCGUCCCGGAAAUCGAUUUGGUUCUAGGUGGUCAUGAUCAUAACUAUGAGAUCGAAUGGUUUGAUAACCCGGAUGGGUCGGGUCCACAUCGACGAGCUGUCAUUAAAAGUGGGACAGAUUUCCGUGACUUCUCGUUCAUACAAUUGGUCUACAAUUAUCAGCAACGAAAGGUGGAAGAAGUUCAAAUCGAAAGGGUCCUCGUGGACGGACGAUGGACACCAGAUCCUGAAGUGGCAAGUUACGUGGAAACUUUGACCGAGAAACUGGAUCGAAAAUUGGACCUGGUGAUUGGUAAUGUGGAUGUUCCGUUGGACGCCAGGUUUGGCUCAAUACGGAUGAAAGAGACCAAUGUGGGCAAUCUGAUCUGUGAUAUCAUUUUGACUGGGGUCAAUGCGGAUCUGGCCAUGCUCAAUUCGGGCACACUGCGCGCGGAUCGAAUCAUACCACCGGGCGAGUUUAAACUGAGGGAUUUAAUCAACCUGUUGCCGUUGCUUGAUCCGUUGGUCGUGCUUCAGGCAAGCGGAUCCCAAAUUAUGCAGGCCCUUGAGAAUGGCGUCUCACAAUACCCUAGACUGGAAGGUCAGUACAGAUUGCAUGUGUUCUAA